Molecule: messenger RNA, 1437 nt
Organism: Penicillium manginii
Lineage: Eukaryota; Fungi; Ascomycota; Eurotiomycetes; Eurotiales; Aspergillaceae
Exons: 8
Coding region: 1-1437 (478 amino acids)
Molecular function (GO): protein binding
Source: RefSeq, a predicted model, not a curated record
AUGAUUCAGAGCGAAGGGUUCCUGAAAAUCACAGAAAUCCUGAGAGAGAUAUGGCGAGCAGGACCUAAAACGCAAGGGCUUUCCUCUUCUUCUGAUUUGUUCAUUCGCUCGAGAGUUCUCAAGAUGAAGUACUCUGUUGCAUCCAUUGCGUACCUGAUCUCCAUUGCGGAGUGUCUUUCGCUUCCUCCGCUUAUUCCCAGCAUUCCGGGUGUUACUGAGCCUCUGACUACCAAUGCUCCUCCUCUGCCUAUCCUGCAGGUCCCUACCCCGCCUCUGGAGAGCCCUCCCUUCACUCCCAGCGACAUCAAGCCCAAGAAGAUUGGUUACUUCUGGACUGGAGCUGGUGACAAGUUCCACAAGGAUUUCCUUGCGACCUACAGUCUUGACGAUGACACCUUCGGUACACUUCUGUGGGUGACUGAUGUUCCAUCCAGUGGUAAUGACCCUCACCAUUUGGGACCCUCGCUUGAUGGCAAGACCCUAUUUGGUGGUGGCCUCCUUUCGCUCUUGAAGACUCAGGACACUGGUUUCUACUUUGAUACCUCCAACCCCUACCGUCCCAAGUUCUUAAAGAGCAACCGAGCCGUUCUGGGAUCCAUUGCCGAUGAAGUCCGUGCUAAACCUGAUGGUGGAUUCUUUAUCACCUACAUGGGAUCUGCAGUUGGAACCAGCCCCGGUCGUCUCAUUGAGACUGAUGCUGAUUUCAACAUCAUCCAUGAGUACCCCGAGGAUGUUGAGGGCACCCUCAACAUCCUGGGCGAGCAAUUCUCCCCCCCAUGCUUGGGAAUUCAACACGCCAACACUCUCCGUCUUUGGGACCUAGACACCAAAAAGAUUCUGAGCACCUUGACUAUCCCCAACGGAGGUGGUAUUCAGGAUGUCAAGUUCAUCCCUGGUAACAAGGAGUCUGCUGCUCUCGCUACUGCCGUGCACCUUGGACAAGUCUGGAUUAUCUACCCUCUCCGCAAGGAUGAGAAUGGCAACCAGGGUGUUAUUGAGCUACUGUACGAUCUUGGUCCCAAGGCUCGUGACACCAUUGCUAUCUACUCCGACAUCACCCAAGACGGAAAGUUUAUCUACCUCACUUUGACAACUGCCAACCACAUCGCCGCUCUGGACAUUAGCGACCUCAACAACGUCAAGCGUCUCGAUGACCCCAAUGAGGACCAACCGACUAUUGGUCCCCACUACAUCAAGGUUACUCCUGACCAGAAGCACUUGGUUGUCACGGACUACUUCGUCCAGACCGGAGAUAUCGGUAUCAUCAACACCCCGGCUGAUUUCAAGGCUCUGUACAUCGACCUUAAUGAGGAUGGUGGCCUUAGCUUCAACCGUAGCAUCGAUUUCCCCAGAGAGUUCGCCAGCCGUGGCGGCGCUAAGCCCCAUUCUAGUGUCGUCUUUGACCUCACUGACCCCGAGGACCCCAAAUACUACUAG